Onychostoma macrolepis is the source of this 6299-nucleotide messenger RNA. RefSeq names its product RAS guanyl releasing protein 3 (calcium and DAG-regulated) (gene rasgrp3). Lineage: Eukaryota; Metazoa; Chordata; Actinopteri; Cypriniformes; Cyprinidae. The transcript is spliced from 18 exons. Bases 509 to 2632 code for a protein of 707 amino acids. Gene Ontology annotation, biological process: positive regulation of GTPase activity; Ras protein signal transduction. The record is from RefSeq and is a predicted model, not a curated record. Gene Ontology annotation, cellular component: plasma membrane. Gene Ontology annotation, molecular function: calcium ion binding; guanyl-nucleotide exchange factor activity.
AGCCAGUGAUUCAGUGGUUAUACACAAACUAACGAUAAACCGUGGCGUGUUGGACAUUAGUUUGGUUUGAUUGUGCAGUUCACUCACUCUGCACAAUCAAAAUGUGUGUAGUCUGUAGUCAGAUGGUGUUACUGUGAUCAUCUGAAGAAUACAGAAGGCCACUUUACACUCUCAGCGCAAACAUGUUGCAGCCGGAGAGAUUUGACAGAGGAAUUCCAAGGCGUGGAGGACAGUGGGAUAGUGUCAGCUGAUCGCAGUCUGUUCUGCUAGAGAGGAGUUCUCCUGUCCUCGAACCACAGACGCUUUUGGAAGUUACACUUGACCCUCCAGAUUCACACCGCUGUCCUCAAUGUGAAGAUUUAGGUGAGGCACAAGUCAACCAUUGUUUUACUGAGCACACUGAGCACAUUUAAAGGAGAGGAGACGUGGAAGAGAAGAGAGAAAGAGGGUGGCUUGCCUAAUGGCAGAGAGCUGGAUGUCCCAGUGAGGUCAGGUCGGACGGGAGGUCAUGGGGUCGUUUACGCUGGGGAAAGCUGCUUCUCUGGAGCUACUGCUGGAAGCUUGCAUUCAUGCGUUUGAUGAUGAAGGAGAGCUGCAUGAAAAUCAGCUUCCCCGAACCCUUCUGCUGAUGCAUCGCUGGUAUGUGUCCUCCACCGAGCUCGCUGGGAAACUUCUGAUUAUGUAUCGUGACUGUCGGGGAGAUGACUGCCAGCGGACACGACUGAAGAUCUGCUAUUUAAUGAGGUACUGGAUAGCUGAAUUCCCUGCAGAGUUUGAUCUGGAUCUAGGUUUGAUCCGUCUAACAGAAGAAUUUCGGGAUGCAGCCGCUCAGCUGGGUGGUGAUGAGCACAUUAAACUACUUGACAUUUCUACAAUCCCCUCAUAUGACUGGAUGCGUAAACUGACUCAGCGAAAGAAGCAGGUGAAGAAGGGUAAAGCGUCACUGCUGUUCGAUCAUCUGGAACCCAUUGAGUUGGCCGAACACCUCACCUUCUUAGAGUACAAGUCCAUCAGGAGGAUAUCGUUCACAGAUUACCAGAGUUACGUGAUUCAUGGCUGUUUAGUAGAUAACCCCACAUUAGAGCGCUCCAUCGCACUGUUUAAUGGGAUCUCCCAGUGGGUUCAACUGAUGGUUCUCAGUAAACUUACCCCUCAGCACAGAGCAGAGGUCAUCAACAAAUACAUCCAUGUUGCACAGAAAUUGCUCCACCUGCAGAACUUUAACACGCUGAUGGCUGUGGUCGGGGGUCUGAGUCACAGCUCUAUUUCCCGCUUGAAGGAAACUCAUUCUCACCUCACCCCAGAGGUCACCAAGAUCUGGAAUGAAAUGACAGAGCUGGUUUCGUCAAAAGGCAAUUACUGUGCUUACCGCAAAGCCUUCAGUGAAAGCGAAGGGUUUAAGAUCCCAAUCCUAGGUGUUCACCUGAAGGACCUGAUCGCCGUGCAUGUGGUGUUCCCGGACUGGGUGGAGGAUGGGAAAGUGAACAUCGUGAAGAUGCAGCAGCUGUAUCUCACCUUUAAUGAGCUGGUGUCCCUGCAGAGCGCUGUGGCUCAGGUGGAGCCCAACAUGGACCUGAUCUACUUGCUCACUCUGUCCUUGGAUCUGUACUACACAGAGGAUGAAAUUUAUGAGCUGUCUCUUCUCAGAGAACCCCGUAAUCCCAAAUCUCAGCCCACCUCACCCACAACGCCCAACAAACCUCUGGCUCCGCUGGACUGGGCCUCUGGGGUCACCACCAAACCAGAUCCCUCGGUGGUCAACAAACACAUCAGGAAGGUCGUGGAUUCUGUCUUUCGUAACUACGACCAUGACCAUGACGGAUACAUAUCUCAGGAAGACUUUGAGAGUAUCGCUGCAAAUUUCCCUUUCCUCGAUUCCUUCUGCGUGCUUGAUAAAGACCAGGAUGGAUUGAUCAGUAAGGAUGAGAUGAUGGCAUAUUUCCUGCGUGCCAACCCGCUGCUGCAAUGUAAGAUGGGGCCUGGUUUUAUUCACAACUUCCAGGAGAUGACUUACCUGAAGCCAACGUUCUGCGAACACUGCGCUGGAUUUCUCUGGGGAAUUAUUAAACAAGGAUACAAGUGCAAAGACUGUGGUGUGAACUGCCAUAAACAGUGCCGUGAGCUGCUGGUUUUGGCAUGUCGGCGUCUCCCUCGGUCCACGUCGCUGGGCAAUGUGUCUCCUGGAGUGCUCACACACAGCUCUUUACCCAGCAGCCCCAGCCUGCCCACCUGUAAAGAUGACGAUGAGGUGUUUACGUUCCCUGCCGUGUCGUCGUCAUCAGGCUCUGACCUGGAGGGAAAGUCCAUCACCCUGGUGACCGGUUCAGCCCAGCGCAUCUCAGUGCGGCUCCAGAGAGCCACCACCAGUCAGGCCACGCAGACAGAACCCCUGUGGCCCGAAAACGGCUGGGUGGCCGUCGCAGACAGCGGGUCACACACCUUCCCCAAAAUGAGAUACAGGCCACACCGCAAAGCGUCCAAGAGCAAAGGUUUUGCUCGCUGGGAGAAUGACACGCAGAGUUCGGCAGCGAUGAGGAACAGCAGGAACUCACAGGAGCACAGCGAAGAGUCACAGCAGAACGGACUCGCAGAACAACAUAUGAACAAAACCAGGACCUCUGAGAUCAGCUGACUUGACUGCUCUGUGGGCCCAUGCAGGACACCCUGGAGCCUGUCAGGACCACGGCCCAGAGGGCUGUCCGCUCUAGGGGGCGUGCUGGGGUGCCUCAUGCCUCCAGUGGAUCAGGAAUAGGGCCACUAUUUCCACAGCCACAGUAAAAGAGGGGCGGCAGGCAACCCGCUGACUGAACUGGGGGAAGGGUUGCAUCAAAGGAAAGGUCUCGGACUAAACAGAGAGUGACUGCGUUGUGCUGUCCUGGUUGGAAAUCUAGCUGCGAAUCACUGGAAGCUGAUGUGAAGGAUACAUCAGCAUGAUAAUAGAUGAAUGAGCGAGAGUAUUUAAGGUAUGCUGUUGACGUGUUUGCAACGCACGCUCUGAUUUUUGUUCUCAAAAACACUACUCAGAAAGGACACAGUGGAUGUGAAGGUUGUAUUCAGGUUGUCUGAAGUCGAAAGUGGAACUGGGAAAGAUGAAGAUGAACGUAUGUAUGAUCGAACAUUAAAACACUAACUUCAUUCUUGUGUUACCCAGCAACACAUUAUGAUCUGAAGUGGAAGGUACGUCGAGUUUUAAAACCCUUUACCCCAAAUAUAAUUAUAAAACCCACUUACACUGUUUUACAGAUUGUUUCUCCAAUGUUUUGCACCAUAGUUGUGUCUCCUGUGCUUGAGAAAAUGCAGACAAGUAACCUCUGACCUUAUGCAUCUUUACAUCAGCACUGCUUAGCAACAUUGAUAGCUAUGUAAGGUUGAAAUUAUCUUUAUACAUACAUGAAUUCAGACUUCAAUUCUGCCGACACAGGUGUGCUGUCAGCCAGGUGUUUAUAUGGCCUCUGUUGCUAAGCGCCAGAUGAGUCCAUCGAUAGUCUGUUUCCAAGGCAACACACCAACCAUCAGCGCCAUAUGUUCUGAAAUAAGUUUGACACCCAGACAUCUCGGCUCAGUUAGAGCCCAACAGCCUCAAAUGGGACAAGCCUCACAGUCAUUUCUGCAGACUGUGUGUGUGUGUGUGUAUGUGUGUGUUCGUGUGUGUGUGUGUGUGUGUGUGUGUGAGAGAGAGAGAGAGUGAGAGUCAGAAACCACACAAGUAGAUGAACUAAGACAAACAGUGAUUAUAGCGAGUCUUUGAGCCUAUAGGAUUAGAUGCUCUUCUGGCACCACAAUUGCAGAUUUAAAGAAACUGCCCCAAAAAUGAACAUUCUGUCAUUAUUUACUCACCCUCACAGCUUUGUAACUAAAAUGAGUUUAUUUCUUAUAUUUAUUGUGGAAAACAAAAUAAUUUUUAUCAAAAAGGCUGCCCUUUUUUGAUAUAAUGAAAGUUAAUGGUGACCAUGUCUAUCAGGCAAGAUUUUCAGUGAAUAUCAGCUUAAAGGGAUAGUUCACCCUAAAAUGAAUAUUCUGUCAUUAAUUACUUACCCUCAGAUCGUUCCAAACCUAUAAAACCUUUGUUCAUCUUCAGAACACUAAUUAAGAUAUUUUUGAUGAAAUCCAAGAUCUUUCUGACCCUCCAUAGACCGCAACGCAAUUGACACAUUCAAGGCCCAGAAAGCUAGUAAGGACAUCGUUGAAAUGGUCCUUAUAUAAAAUAGAUCUAUAAAAUAGAGAAAAAGUAUUCUUGCAGCUUCAUAAAACUACGAACCACUGAAGUCACAUGGACUAUUUUAACGAUGUUCUUCCUACCUUUCUGGGCCUUGAACCUGAAGAUGAACAAAGGUCUUACGGGUUUGGAACGACAUGAGGGUGAGUAAUUAAUGACAGAAUUUCCAUUUUUGGGUGAAAUAUCCCUCAAUAUUGAAAUAUUCCUGAAAUAUUGGGUUUAUUCCUCUCAAAAAAUCUAUGGAAGGCUUAUGAAGACUUGGCAUGAGUCGUAUGUACUGUACAAGUAUGGUGUUUUUUUGUCUUGUUGGUUCCCGUUCACUUUCAUUGUAUGGAAGAUAGCAGCUUAAAAGAGGUCUUCACAACAGAAUGUCAUAUGGUUUGAAACACGCAAGGAAUUAAUUUAAAUGAAUGCAGUUGAGAAAACAUGUUUGUCAUCUGAAGCCUUCAUGUGUAGCCUAGUGCUGAAAGCGCUUACCUGUUGCCAUAGUCAUUAGAGUAUUAUUCUAAUACUGUGCUAAUGAUUCUGCUCUCAUCUGUGUAUGUCUGGUGCUAGUAAGCGUUCAGAUUGUCAGAGAUCAGAAGAUAGGUGUUAAAGGCACAUGCUAAACGUAAUUCAUUUUGAUUUAAUGUAGCAUAUAAAGCAUACUACUGAAAGGGAUAGUUCACCCAGAAAUUAAGAUUCUAUCAUCACUUGCUUAAUCACCUUACAAUAAUAUAUAUGUAAGUCCAUACAAUGAAAGUCAAUGGGUACCAAGACUGUUUGGUUACCAACAUACUUCAAAAUAUCAUCUAUUACAUUUUUUUUUUUUUUUUGCUAUUUUUAGCUUAACUAUCCCUUUAAAUGUAACAAUUUAUGCAUGACUUUUAGAGCCUUAGAGUAUAAGAAUCUCCUGUGGGAUAUUUCUAAUACAUCCGUUGUCUUUCACUUAUUGAUAACACAUUAUUUUGACAUACGAGCAGCAGCCGUAUCAACACAAUUUCUUGUGCAAACAUCUUUACGUAAUAUAAGCUUUGUGACAUCAAGAGAUGUGUAUUGAAAAACUGAUGACUCUUGCCACUUCUGGGCCAUCAGAAGAUAUGGUCAGUAAUAACUGCUGUAAAAUGAUCAACCUUGUCAUUGCUGUAUUGAUUAUAGUCUUAUGAAUGUUUCUGGUUGAUGCCAGGUUUACAUGUGGGAAAGGUGUAUAUUUACUACAUUUUGAACAUCAAGCAUACAGACAUGUUUAUUCCCAAGGUUCUUGCUGCACUUAUUUUUCCUCACUAAAUUUCUGUGCUUCACUAUAUUAAAAAAAAAUUAAGCAAUCUAAUUAUUGUUAGGUUUUUACCCAUGCUGAAAUAAGGUUGUGCAGAGAGCAGGUCAUCUCAGCAUCUCAGGGUUGCCAGUGAAGAUAAGCUUGACCUGUAAAACUGAAUAUUAAACAUCAAGGGACUUUUACCAUCUUGACUGGAAUAUUUGGAGAACAUAUAUAUAACUUUAGCUGGAAAACACAUUAUAAAUAUAUUACAUUAAAAGUAUUUCUAGUGUAUUUUCGAAGGCAAAAAAACUGGAUUUAGAUUUGAACAGUCUGCUUUAACUAAAAUGAGUGUAAUAAUUGAAUGUCAUAUGUAGAAAUGUUCUGUGAUUCCUUCAUUGCACUGUUACAAUUUACUUGCUGUUCAUGGAAAACAUCAAUAAAUACACUACCCUAAAACAGACUAAUCACAACUAUUCAAAACAAUCUGUAUCUUUUGAAAAAUAUUCUACAGUUUGUGUUUAAUGUUUCCUAAUGACUGGUUUAAAACUGUGAUUAAGUGACUGAAUGUUUAGAAAUUUGUUUAGGCCAUUUUGCAGGUAUUAAACUAAAAUAAAUUGCUGUCUAUCACCACCAUGUGGCCACUGUAUUUCUAAGCAUGUCACAAUCACACUGCAUCAUAGGAAUCUGCAUAGUUUCUGUAGAAAUCUUGUAUUUAAUUUAGUAAAGUCGUUUCUAUCAUUGUAACUUCUGAUAUUUUAUUGCCACUAUAAUGCAAGAAAAAGAAUCUUCAUUUGAAAUUGAUCAGUUUUCUGUGUUUAAAAAAAUUAAAAUACACCAAGACAGUGA